AGCAGGUUGUGGAAAGAAAGAGAGAGAGAGAGCAUUUACCAAGGAUGGCAAGGGGAAGGCCUGUCCCUUCCACACUGCCAGGUGGGGUGUGCUGCCAACCCUCUGCCUGGGCCUGCCACGCUACCUUGUGGAGAUGGGACUCAUGUGGUGUCAUGUCACUCCAGGCCCUGGCAAAGCUGCAGGGGCUGCAGUGGGGGCACCCACAACAGCCUGGGCUCUGCACUGGCCACCGCACCAAGGCUCCCUCAGCCCAGCCCAGACUGGGUCUGUGUGGUGGGUGGCAGUGGGUACUUUCUGGGGACCCAGUGGGUUUCUGCAGUCACACCCCACCUCUGAGCUACAGUGGUUUCUCCCUCAUGUCUUCUCAGCAGGAGUCCUUGAAGCAGUGGGUGCUGCCCCUGGGAGUGCCAGCUUGGACCCCCCUGCUGGGUGUGCCUGGUGCUGCCAGGGCCUCAGUGCCCACCAGCAUCCUGUGCCCAACUCCACCUCUGCAUCCCAGGGGCAUGUACUGGGACAAAGCCAACCACCUUCGCAUCCCACGGAGACAGACACAGAGGAAUGGUUCCCAGCACUGCUUCCAGCUCCAUGGGGGCCAGACUCUUACAGGGACCCCCAACUCACUGCAGGCCCUUUCCUGUGCAGUCUGUGGCCCCACAGUCCUGCUGAACAGCAAGCUCCCCGUCUGCACCCACAGCAUCUACCAGUCCUGGAGUUCAUCUUACAGCUACUUCAUUGCACCAAAGGAGUAACACAGCAGUGCCUGAGUAGCCUCUCCUCCAGCCUGGACACCAGCCCCCAGAAGCGUGAGCAGCCUGACAACCUCUUGUAGAGCAUCUGCUCCUCCUCUGACUCCUCAGAUGACCCCUAGGCCCCUGAGAGGGACAGGAUGGCCAGCAACAGAGCCAGCAUCAUGGUCCAGGACAUCCUCACCACUUCCCAGUGGCAGACGGUGCUCCAGCGUGGCUACCAGUGCAUGUUGUGUUGCUGCAUCUUCCCCACAUUGUGGUUUGCCAAGACCCAGAUCCAGCACAGCUCCCAGGAGGGCUACAGCUGCAACGGGUUCUACUGCAGGCUCGAUGCCCUGGGGGAGCAGGAGCUCAAGGCUCAGGAGGCUGCAGCCUCCAGGCUGUCCAUGUAG
Messenger RNA from Corapipo altera (White-ruffed manakin), 1138 nucleotides. RefSeq names its product spermatogenesis associated 46 (gene SPATA46). NCBI's taxonomy places the organism in Eukaryota, Metazoa, Chordata, Aves, Passeriformes, Pipridae. The record is from RefSeq and is a predicted model, not a curated record. Gene Ontology annotation, cellular component: nuclear membrane. Gene Ontology annotation, biological process: fertilization.